This is a messenger RNA of Acanthoscelides obtectus, 735 nucleotides long. Lineage: Eukaryota; Metazoa; Arthropoda; Insecta; Coleoptera; Chrysomelidae. The record is from the annotation of a GenBank genome assembly.
CAGGUCUAUAAUACUCAAAGGGCGGGGCUUCACUGCCAGCUGGCAGACGAUCGCCGACUAUUAUUACGCGACGUAAAGUAGAUCCGCACGUUUUUCUACUAUUUCUAAGUUAUUUCAAGCAAUACUGAUAUACUUUUUCGGGUUAGGUUUGAGAAAAUUGUUUUACAAAAGACAGUCGAUAGUGAAUUAUCGUAGAAACGCAUUUAGAGAAAAGACGCUUCCAAUGUAUCGGCGUAUCCCGCCAAUGAUCGGCGUCAACCUGGUCUCAGCUGUUUCCCGCCAAACGCCACCGCCAGAAAACCGCUGUGAGGCGUAGUGUGUGUACGUGUUCCCGCGCUCCAGCGUACUAUCAUCAUCGGAUACCUUGUGAUUACCCGAAAUAUCGUAAGUACUGUCGCCGGUGAUCAUUUCGUAAUUCCUACGUAAGACAUGUCGGUGUACGUGAAAAGUGAGGACAGAAUCGUGUUCGACGAGAGUGGAGACGAGAAGAACGAAAUAAUCGCCAGCAUUUCCAGUGGUUUGCUCGAUUUAAAAAUGGCGACAUGUCGUUUGAUGACAAACCUCGCUCUGGACGUCCAUAAACUACCCGAAUCGACGAAAAUGUUGAAAAAAUUCGAGAGCUUGUGCUAUUUGGAGGUUUUAAGUCGAUUGCGAAAAAACGCAUUCGUCGCGAGAUCGCGAACAGCAACGAACGCAGACGAAUGCAGAGCAUCAACAACGGAUUCCAGUCAUUGA